Messenger RNA from Cryptotermes secundus, 1772 nucleotides. RefSeq names its product ubiquitin-conjugating enzyme E2 R2. Gene Ontology annotation, molecular function: ubiquitin conjugating enzyme activity. NCBI's taxonomy places the organism in Eukaryota, Metazoa, Arthropoda, Insecta, Blattodea, Kalotermitidae. Gene Ontology annotation, biological process: protein polyubiquitination; ubiquitin-dependent protein catabolic process. The transcript has 6 exons. The record is from RefSeq and is a predicted model, not a curated record. Bases 454 to 1260 code for a protein of 268 amino acids.
ACUGUAGUUCGGUGGAGUUCAACACAGAAACAAAAGAACAAGGGCGGUGAGGGGUGAAGAAGAAAAGUAGGAGGAAGUAAACGCUGCAUAUCCCAGCUGUUUGGAUUAUUAAGGUGGAUGAGGGCUGAUAGUGAAUAUUCUGUUUUGUCUUAAGUUUUGCAUGUUUGAAUCUAUUUACAUGAAGUAGAUGUUGUAGACUUUACGUGAUAGAAGUUCCAAUAAAUAAUUUAUGUUGCUUAGACUCGGCAGGAAAGAAGAAAGUGAUUACACAGGUACGACGUAUUGCAGCAGUUAGGUCUGGAGCUACAUAAUUAGAAUACAAAGAUCUAUCGCGUGCGUUGCCUUUUAGACAACACUGGGGGGGUCAGCAUUUACGUCGUAUCAGUGUUAAGCGUAACGGCGAAUUGUAUUAUAUUUACACUGCACAAUUGCACAUUUUGAGGCCAAAUUAAAAUGGCCCAGCAGCCCACAAGUAGUGCCCUUCGUGCCCUCGCGUUGGAGUAUAAGAGUUUGCAAGAAGAACCAGUAGAAGGAUUUCGUGUGAAACUUGUUAACGAAGACAAUUUAUUUGAGUGGGAAGUGGCGAUUUUUGGACCUCCAGAUACCUUGUACCAGGGUGGAUAUUUCAAGGUUGAUCCUAAUGAUGGAGGCAGCAGGUUACUCCAAAAUGUUACUUCCUUCGAAGCAACGCAUAUGCGGCAUUAUCUUCAGGCUCACAUGAAGUUUCCUCCAGAUUACCCAUACUCUCCACCAAGCAUACGAUUCCUCACUAAGGUCUGGCAUCCCAAUGUAUAUGAGAAUGGUGAUCUGUGUAUUUCGAUUCUGCAUCCACCAGUUGAUGACCCUCAGAGUGGAGAACUUCCCUGUGAAAGGUGGAAUCCUACGCAGAAUGUUAGAACAAUUCUGUUGUCUGUGAUAUCACUGUUAAAUGAGCCCAACACAUUCAGUCCUGCGAAUGUUGAUGCCUCAGUGAUGUACAGACGUUGGAGGGAUUCAAAAGGAAAAGAUAAAGAGUAUGAAAACAUAAUACGGAAACAGGUCUCAGCAGCAAGGCUGGAAGCAGAGAAGGAUGGGGUUGUGGUGCCACUCACAUUGGAAGAUUACUGUAUCAAAACUAAGGUGAAGCCCCCAGAACACUCGGUGGACAUGACAGAUUUUUAUGACGAUGAUUAUGACUUAGAUGACGAAGAUGAUGAAGAUGAUGACUCAGGUGAUGGAGAUUAUGAAGAUGGAGAUGACAGUGGCAAUGGAGAGUCGUGAUAGCUGUAACUGUCAUCUGGUGAGAGGAAAUGGAAAUUGUGCAUAAGAGACAAUGUUGCACAUUUAUAUUUCAUCCCGGUGAAAGACAAAUGUAAUUCUCUGAUUAGAUGUGUGUGAAUGAGUGAAGUUAAGGAAAGUGUUCCUUUUUCUUUCCUAUGCUGGAAGUGAAACAAGCCUGUGGGAACACAAAUUGAAUUCUGCAAUAAAUGUUGUCAUACUGGUAUGAGCACUUGUAGAGCCGCGUACGAACUACAAUUCUCAAAUUACAUGGAAAUGUAAUGUAAAAUUUUAAUAAAUGUGAAUACUAUGUUUAAUUGUUCAGUGAGUAGAUUUAUGUGGUAGUGUUGCUUUGCACACUGUGUCUCAAAGACAUCCCUCUGUAGUAAUCAUAUGGACUGUGAAAUAUGAAGUUGUAUUAUGCAGUAACACAGAACAUGAAACACAUCUCAGUUAUUUUAUUUAAUGUACCAUGUCAUUUUAUAACAUAAACAAUAAAGGCAAACUAUCCCUCA